CCUGGUACCCGGAGCGGCUCUGACUAACGUUAAAGAAGAACUUACAACAAUUAGAACCAUCCAACAGUGGAUUCUGUGCCUCAAGAAUUAUCUAAUUUGCCUGCCUAGGGAUUUGCAGGUACAGACUGAAGCAUUUUAGCACAAGUCGGUUUAACGUGUGGCCCUAAAGAACUGGAAACCCAAAGGAACCAAUAUUCCUGCCUCACAGAGUCCCAUCUUUAGUGGGGCUGCUUCUGGAGUUUAUAUGAUGACCAAGGUCCUAGGCAUGGCCCCAGUUCUGGGCCCUAGGCCUCCACAGGAGCAGGUGGGGCCUCUGAUGGUAAAAGUCGAGGAGAAAGAAGAGAAAGGCAAGUGCCUUCCUAGCCUGGAGAUGUUCCGCCAGCGCUUCAGGCAGUUUGGGUACCAUGACACCCCUGGACCCCGGGAGGCUCUGAGCCAACUCCGGGUGCUCUGCUGUGAGUGGCUGAGGCCCGAGAUCCACACCAAGGAGCAGAUCCUGGAGCUGCUGGUGCUGGAGCAGUUCCUGACCAUCCUUCCCCAGGAGCUCCAGGCCUGGGUGCAGGAGCACUGCCCAGAGAGCGCUGAAGAGGCUGUCACUCUCCUUGAAGAUCUGGAGCGGGAACUGGAUGAACCAGCACACCAGGUCUCAACUCCUCCAAAUGAACAGAAACAGGUGUGGGAGAAGAUAUCCUCCUCGGGAACAGCAAAGGAAUCCCUGAGCAGUGCGCAGCCACAGCCCAUGGAGACCAGUCACAAAUAUGAGUCUUGGAGGCCCCUGUACAUCCAAGAGACUGGUGAGGAGCAGGAGUUCUCUCAAGAUCGGAGAAACGUCCAAGAUUGCAGAUUGAGUACCCAGCACAAGGAGUCAGCAGAUGAGCAGAAAGGUUCUGAAGCAGAUGGGCUCAAAGGGGAUAUCAUUUCUGUGAUUAUCGCCAAUAAACCUGAGGCCAGGUUAGAGAGGCGGUGUGUAAACCUUGAAAGUGAAAGAGGAACAAAACCCCCUUUUCAAGAGUCAGGCUCCAAGAAAGGUAGAGAAUCAGUUCCUACUAAACCUACCCCAGGAGAGAGACGUUAUAUAUGUGCCGAGUGUGGUAAAGCCUUUAGUAAUAGCUCAAAUCUCACCAAACACCGGAGAACACACACUGGCGAGAAACCUUAUGUGUGCACCAAGUGUGGGAAAGCUUUCAGCCACAGCUCAAACCUCACCCUCCACUACAGAACACACUUGGUGGACCGGCCCUAUGACUGUAAGUGUGGAAAAGCCUUCGGGCAGAGCUCAGACCUCCUUAAACAUCAGAGAAUGCACACCGAAGAGGCACCGUAUCAGUGCAAAGAUUGUGGGAAGGCUUUCAGUGGGAAAGGCAGUCUCAUUCGUCACUAUCGGAUCCACACUGGGGAGAAGCCUUAUCAGUGUAACGAAUGUGGGAAGAGCUUCAGUCAGCAUGCGGGCCUCAGCUCCCACCAGAGACUCCACACCGGAGAGAAGCCAUAUAAGUGUAAGGAGUGUGGGAAAGCCUUCAACCACAGCUCAAACUUCAAUAAACACCACAGAAUCCACACCGGGGAAAAGCCCUACUGGUGUCAUCACUGUGGAAAGACCUUCUGUAGCAAGUCAAAUCUUUCCAAACAUCAGCGAGUGCACACUGGAGAGGGAGAGCCGCUGUAACUGUCAAAUACACUCGUGUCGUCAUUGUUUUAAAGUUUAGAAAGUGAACAACAGGAAGAAGUUUUGUCAUUGCAGUAUUGAUUCCAACGGUAGAGUUUGUAUCACUCAUCACCAGGGGAUGCCUGAGGAGUUAGAGCUCCACAGUGACACGGUAGGCAGGAGGUCCUCAGUCGCUGUCUGGAGGUUCCACACUCACCAGUUCACUGGGACAGAGCCCCCUCCUCACAGUUAGGGUCCCAGUAAACCAUGCCAGCAUCACCUUUUGUAUAGUUAAACUGACUUGUAUCUGGUAUAGUUAAGAAAGAAACAUUAAGACUAUUUCUGUUUUGACAUAUAUUCAAGAAUUUUCAUUGGUAAAGAAUUGAGCCACACUGAACACAAUUGAAUGAGAUUCAGAAUAAACUUGUAACAGUU
Messenger RNA from Callithrix jacchus (white-tufted-ear marmoset), 2080 nucleotides. RefSeq names its product zinc finger and SCAN domain containing 21 (gene ZSCAN21). Gene Ontology annotation, molecular function: RNA polymerase II cis-regulatory region sequence-specific DNA binding; DNA-binding transcription factor activity, RNA polymerase II-specific. NCBI's taxonomy places the organism in Eukaryota, Metazoa, Chordata, Mammalia, Primates, Cebidae. The record is from RefSeq and is a predicted model, not a curated record. Gene Ontology annotation, biological process: regulation of transcription by RNA polymerase II.